This is a messenger RNA of Saprolegnia diclina VS20, 2030 nucleotides long. RefSeq names its product TKL protein kinase. Gene Ontology annotation, biological process: protein phosphorylation. Gene Ontology annotation, molecular function: protein kinase activity; ATP binding. Lineage: Eukaryota; Oomycota; Saprolegniomycetes; Saprolegniales; Saprolegniaceae. The record is from RefSeq and is a predicted model, not a curated record. The transcript has a single exon. Bases 61 to 1911 code for a protein of 616 amino acids.
GGCCCUCGUUUGCAGCCGACUGGCUUUCCCCGUCGCAGAACAGAUUGCGCGUGGCGGCAAAUGGACCUCCUUGUCUGCGUGAAGGAGGCGAGAGGCCUCCGCAACACGCAGGUCUUUGGCACGCAGGAUCCGUACUGCACGAUCAAGGUCUCGGGCACCAAGGUUAAGACCAAGGUGCACGCCAAAGGCGGCGUCGAGCCGCGCUUCGAUGCGACGUUCCACAUCCCGAGCGUCGAUGUGAACGAGCCGUUCCAAAUCGAGAUCAAGAACCACUCGAUCCUGCGCAAGGCCCAUAUUGGCAUCUACCGUGCGCCAUUGCAAGAGGCCAUCGCGGCGUCGCUGGGCGCCGAGCACUGGUUCAAACUCGAGCACCGGACCAAGCAUCCGUCGCCCGGCGGCGAGGUGCGCCUCCGCCUCGAGUUGCGCGCUAGCUCCCUCACGCCGCCCGAGCCGCCCGUGAACGGCCACUUUGAGUUUCCGCGGCUGUACAAGAGCCGCGACUACAAGUCGUCGACGUACGAAGCACACGCUGUGGGCUCGACGCCGCCGCAAACACGAUUCCAGCUGCAGUCCAACAACGCAGUGCGGUCCUCGUCAGACCGCCAGACGCCCGAGCGCCACACCGCCUCGGCCCCCGCGUUUAUUCGGCAGGAUCGCCACUCGGUGCCGCCCGAGCUUGCGCACGAGGCCGAGUCGUUGCCGGCCAAGACACAGCAGUACCAUACACCACCGCAGCAUGCAGCCCCGCCACCGUACGCAUCGGCGACGAUCCCGCGACUGCCACCACGAAGUCUGCCAUCCCAAAUGAGCUCUGGUAGCAAUCACAGCAAUCACAGCAGUGGCUGGGCGCGCCAAGCUUCAGGCGAGAGCUCGACCGACGAGCGGUCCACCGUGCGGCCGCCACUGUACGCGAUUCCAAACCCGGACGGCGACGGCCGCCUCGUAUAUAUGGAUCCGAACGGUCCGCCCGGCAGCUUCCGCGGCACGUUCCCGGUGCCGGCCGACGCCCCCGUGAACGACAUAGCGAGUAACAGGGCGCGCCCCGUCACAACAUCGAUGGACGAGAUCGACUGGGCGGGGUACGAAGAGCUCCAGGUGUACCGCCACUUGUACAUUUACCCGUCCAUGGUCAAGAUCAUCCGGUCGCUCCAGAGUGACUACAUGAAGACGGAGCUUGCGCACUACGGCGGCACGCUCGCGAUGGUCAAGAGCCUCAAGUUUCCGGAUGAAAAGGAUGCGCUCGUCAAGGAGAUCAUCUCGCUGAGCAAGGUCGACUGCCCCAAAGUGCUCCGCUUCAUGGGCUUUUACAUCUCGCCCACCGCGGGUCUUUGCUGCGUCACGGAGAACCUCGCGGGCAACCCGCCCGACUUGCGCGCGCUUCUGAACCGCCCCAAGCCCGGGCUGACGUGGCACGACAAGCUGCGCAUCGCGACCGAGGUGGCCGAGGCGCUCGUGUACAUGCACGCACAAAAGCCGAUCAUGAUCCAUCGCAACAUCAAGGCGGCGUCGGUGAUCCUCGGGCGGCGCCGCGAAGCCGUGCUGAGUGGCUUUGGCUGCUGCCGCGACCGCAGCUACGAUCAAACCAUGACGUCGGGCGUCGGCGACGUGCAGUGGUCCGCGCCCGAGAUGCUCAUGGACGGUGACUACGCCGAGCGCGUCGACGUCUACUCGUUUGGCGUCCUCCUCGUCGAGCUCGACACGCACGAGAUCCCGUUCUUGGAAGAGAGCGAGACGUACCCGCGCAGCGACUUCAUUGGGAUGCUCGUCACGGGCCGCCUCCGCCACCGGCCAUCGGCGUCGUGCCCUCCACCGAUCCGAGACAUCGUCGCGCUCUGCAUCCAGCACGACCCCGGCCUCCGCCCCGACAUGCGCCAAGUGCUCGGUCUCCUCCAAGCUGUCGCAUUAAGUUAAACAAUAUCGUAGUGUCCUAUGUUUAAUUGACCAAAUUGUGUCGACGUCGAGCCAAGAUAUCGAAGCUCGAAUCGGAUUGGCUGCAUUUUAACCAAUGAAAGCGCCGGAUCUUGAUCGAG